UUCUCUCUCUCUGUUUCCCUCCUCUCUCUCUUUCUCCCUGCCCAUCCAUUCUCUCUCUCUCACUGUCUCCCUUUUCCCUCUUUCUCUCUCUCUCUCCUCUCUCUACUGCAGUGAAGGACCAAGAGCACUGUGAUACACACACACACUCACUCACACACACACGCACGCAUGCACACACGCACCCACACUCACACAAACACACACACAGCAACACGCGCAAGCACCUCAUCUGCCUCACACGGCUUGCAUGAGAGGAACGGGGAAAGGGAAGCUGGUGGUUUUUCUUUUUCCUUUUUUUUUCCUUUGGUUUUUCUUUUUUCAUUCUGUUUUCUGUUUUAAUCCUUUCCUGGGGAGGGAUUUGACGGAUGGCAGAGGCAGCCAGCCCCCCCCUCCACCCCUUCACCAACCCCCAACUGUAUGUCUACCCAUGACUGAACGGAGCUUCGCUGCACUGUGAAGGAGUCUAAACACGCUCAGAUGUGGCCACCGCGCCAGGAACCGACUGCCAGCCCAGCAGUAUCCCCCCUCCCCCCCGUCUCCAUGUUUCGGUGAGGCACGGCGCCCCCCCAGGAGCAUGAAGAGCCUACCAGGCGGGCGGCCGCAGUACCCAUUCCCCCCCAUCCACACCCACGACCCGCGCUACACCCCCUACCUGCUGAGCCCGACGGAGGGCAGCUUCCCCCUGGACGCCCAUGUGUCCCCCCGCACCUCCCUCCACUCCGACUGCCUGGUGAUGGCGCCAGGCCUGCUGCCCCCCAGCGCCGCGCUGCCAGCCGAGCACGUCUCCAGCAGCACCUUUCCCAGAAUGCACUACAGCUCGCAGUACUACAACUCCAUCCCGCGGGAGGACUGCGUCGCCCUCACGCCCACCGUCGCCCACGCACCCAUGUCCUUCUCCUCCUCCGGCGUCACCCAUCACCACCAACAACAACACCAUCACUACGGCAACGCCCUGUCCGGUCACCACGGCAAUCCACGUGGCAACCGCCUCCAGUCGGGCCUGAUGGACCAGAUGGAGAAACAGCGGCCCGUGCAGCGCGAGGGUUUCCACACGCUGCAGUACCAGCGCGGUACCGGCGAGAGCCCCGGAAGGAUCCGGCACCUGGUGCACUCCGUCCAGAAGCUCUUCACCAAGUCGCACUCGCUGGAGGGCAAGGCCAACGGCAGCCGCACCGACAGCAUGCACCACCAGCACCACCACUCCUCCUCCACCUCCUCCAAGCACGGCGGGAGCGGCAAGCGCAGCAAGAGCAAGGAGCGUCGUCACCGCUCGUCUGGCGACUGGUGGAGCUCCGACGACAACCUGGACAGCGAUGGCACCUUCCGCACGCACGGCAUGCUGCGAGCGCGGCAGCAGGCGGUAGCCAGCGAGCACGCGGUUCAACACUGCCCCCCGCUGGAGCAUACGAGCGGCCACUUUGGCCGUCUCUCGCUCAAGACCUCCAAGAGCAGCGGCGACAUCAAGUGCUCAGCCUGCAAGGGCGCGCCGCCCGACGGGAAGUUCCUGAAGAGGAGCUCCUGGUCCACGCUGACCGUCAGCCAGGCCAAGGAGGCAUACAGGAAGUCAUCGCUCAACCUGGACAAGCCCUCCUCGCUGCACCACGAGCACAUGGGCCACCGCCUGCACCACUACCUGCAGGUUCCUGGGGACGAGUGGAGUGGUUACCCUGGCGACCGGGACGAGGAGAUUCCCUGCCGGAGGAUGCGGAGCAGCAGCUACGUGAAAGCCAUGGGAGACGAGGAGAGCGCAGGAGAGUCCGACACAAGUCCCAAGAGUUCCCCGCAGAAGGCCGUCCGCCCUGACGCCCUCGUCCUCAAGUCGGCCAUACAAAGACCACACCUAGACCCCCAAAGCCAAGGCUACCAUCUGCAGACCUCCCGUGACAUGCGCCCCCUCCCCAGUGUGAAUUUGGACCCCCCCACCUCGUACCACCCGCCCCCUUACCGCUCCCGCAACCAGAGCUACAUGCGUGCAGUGAGCACGCUCAGUCAGGCGAGCUGCGUGAGCCAGGGGAAGCAUCAGAGUGAGAGAGAGAAUGGAAGAGGAAAAACUAAGGACUGCUAUUCCUGUUUUUGUCUCUCAGGGAUCCAGUUCCGCCUUCCCACCGCCUGCAGUGUGGACCGCACACAACCUGCCCCCUCAGGAGUGUCGUGUCCCCCCAGCGUAAAGCGGACCCCCCCUCAGGUGCCCCCCCGCAGCAUGACACGGCCCAUCAUCUCUGUCACGGCCCAGAGCAGCACAGAGUCCAUGCCGGACACGCAGCCGGAGGCCGAGUUGGGCCUGACGGAGGGGGUGCGGGGGAUGAGGGGCGCCAUGGGGCACCUUCCCUCCGGAUUGGACAGCGGCAAGGCCAUGGCCAUUGCCAUGGAGACAGCCGCCGGCAAGCGGCUGCUGUCCACAGGUAGCCAGGGUUCCAUCCAGACCUGCGAUAAAGCCGUGCUGGUGUCCAAAGCGGAGGAGUACCUGAAAACACCACGCUCGUCUGUGGGGAUACAGGUUGAGACAGCCACUGACUCGGAGUCAGAGAGGAGAGGGCUUCCACAAUACCACUCAGUGGGCAUCCAGGUGGAGGAUUUCAAACGUCACGGGAGGUUCAAGCGCUCCAACAGCGUGACCACAGCGGUGCAGGCCGACCUGGAGUUGGAAGGCUUCCCCUCCAUGGAGGACAAGGGCCUCCAGUUCGGCGGCUUCCACUCGGAGCCCACCACACCCACCCAGUACGGGGCCCUGCGCACCGUCCGCACCCAGGGCCUCUUCAGCUACCGCGAAGACAACCGCCCCCCCAGCCCCCAGACCCCCGCCUGGCUUGCGGAGACCACCGGGGCAGAAGGGGCGGCGAGGGCAGAGGCGGGGAGCGUGUCGCCCUUGCGUCGGGACGGUAACUGGUUCGUACAGCUGCUGGAGGAGGAGAGCCGGCGGCUAGAGGACUGGUGCCGGGAAAUGGAGCAGGAGGCGGAGGAACAGCAGCUGACCGAGGACAUCCUAGGUAAGAUCAGGAGUGCGGUGGGCAGCGCCCAGCUUCUCAUGUCCCAGAAGUUCCAGCAGUUCUACUGGCUCUGUCAGCAGAACCUGGACCCCAGUGCCAUGCCCAGACCGACGUCUCAGGACCUGGCAGGCUUCUGGGAUCUUCUGCAGCUGUCCAUCGAGGACGUGUCGGCCAAGUUUCAGGAACUACAGCAGAUCAGGGGCAACGAGUGGAAGCCUUUAGAGAGUCCAGAGAAGAAGGCAGGGAAAUGGCCACCCCCUGCUCCACGGAGGCCCUCAAGAGGCCGCGGGGCGAUGAUGCGCGACCGUUCCCUGGACCUCCAGGACCGGCAGCGUCAGGAUGCUCGGCGGCGUCUCCUGGCGGCCAAGCGUGCUGCGUCCUUCCGGCAGAGCUCGGUCACGGAGCGUGGCGACAGCAUUGAGAUUUACAUCCCUGAGGCCCAGACCAGGCUCUGACACACAGACACACAGACUCUCAAAGCAACACACUCACCUUUCAACUUACACCCACUUCAGCACAUGGAGAGAUCACUCAGUGGUGUUUUCACCUCCAUGGGCUCAUUAAUAAUAUUCUAUUUAAUAUCUUAUACCUCUUUGAUAUCAGUUAUCAAAGUCAUCUAAUAAUCUCUGACAUUAGUUAUCACAUGACCUGUGACAUCAAUCGCAUGGCCUCUCACAUCAAUCAUCACAUGACCUUGAUCUUAUUAUGACAUCAGUCAUCACGUCACCGGUCGUGAAAUUAACUAUAAUUCAUCACUUGGUAUAUGACAUGUCAUAACAUCCCAUGACAACACAUUUCAUCAUCCUGUUACAUCUCUGACUUCAUCAUUUUGAUAUCUUGCACACCAAAUAGGUCAUCAUUCAGCCUUUUACCGUCCUGGACAAAGUGGUGCAAAACUCUCCUUAGUACAGCGGAGUGAAGACUGCUGAAUCAUAACCUACUGAGUAACUCAACAACUGAUGGAACUCUACUGUGUGGGUGUCACACAGUGAACACAACUACGUGCACAGAGAGUCUACUUGGUGCACACUAGGCCUGCUCAGUGCACACUAGGCCUACUCAGUGCACAUUAGGCUAUGUACAAGUGUACAUGAUGAACUAUAUGACGUGAACUCUGCUGAUUGAACACUACCAAGUGUAAAAUUGUAAACACUACUGAGAGAAAUCCUACUGAGUGUAAAUGGUGCUGCUUUUUACUCUCCAGUUAAGCCCCGCCCUACACCGGCACUUCAGCCAAUCACAGAUGUCCGAACAUAUAGGCCACUCCUAUAACUAGGAGACAGGCACUGGGAUUGGAUUAUUUUAAACAGGCUUCUUAAACAGGAGCACAGAUGUGGGGAUUGUUUUUUUUUCUUUUUCUUAAGUAUAGAAUUAAUUAAACCUGCUUAAAGAGACUGCCGACAGUUCAGGAGUCUCACGUUAGUCCUUUGUUACAUCAUGGCAUUAUGACAUCACCAAAUAGAUCAAAGAUAAGGGUGAUGUGUGAUGAAUUCACAGAGUUCCCCUGCUGGUUAAGUUUUAAGCUGCUGGAGUAAUGUGAGUGGGCUAGAGUAUAAGUAAAAGGCCAUGAAAUUAUUAUAGAAUAUAUUCUGUUAGUACUUUAGUUUGGGUUCAGUUCUGAGUUGGUUGACAUUGUCAUCCCCAGACGUUCAUUACAAGCUCCAGAGGAAUCUUCCAACUGCUUCUGUUGUUAUCUGUCUGUCUCAUGAGUAUAAACAAUCCUACAAGUCCAAAUGAUGUAAUACUUUACAUGGCAGCCUUAACUUUCCAAAGCAAAAAAAGUAUAUAUAGAUCUAUAUAACUUCAUGAAUGUAUCUCCCCUAUCCCUGCAAAAAAGGAGAGAAAAGACCCCCCCCCCCAUCCCCAUCCAUCAUUGAAAAGACCCCAGA
This is a messenger RNA of Clupea harengus (Atlantic herring), 4876 nucleotides long. RefSeq names its product disks large-associated protein 2 (gene dlgap2b). Gene Ontology annotation, molecular function: molecular adaptor activity. The transcript has 12 exons. Gene Ontology annotation, biological process: signaling. NCBI's taxonomy places the organism in Eukaryota, Metazoa, Chordata, Actinopteri, Clupeiformes, Clupeidae. The record is from RefSeq and is a predicted model, not a curated record. Bases 575 to 3442 code for a protein of 955 amino acids. Gene Ontology annotation, cellular component: glutamatergic synapse; postsynaptic specialization.